Sinocyclocheilus rhinocerous is the source of this 1390-nucleotide messenger RNA. RefSeq lists its product as uncharacterized. The coding region runs from base 130 to 753 and encodes 207 amino acids. The transcript has 6 exons. Lineage: Eukaryota; Metazoa; Chordata; Actinopteri; Cypriniformes; Cyprinidae. The record is from RefSeq and is a predicted model, not a curated record.
UUUUCCUGAUAUACGGGAGCGAUCUCCCCGCAAACUAAGUCAGAGCGUAUGUGGCACUGUUGAGCUCAGAAACAGGGAGGAGACUAUAGACAUCUACAGUCAACUGAACUCAACUCAUGUCAGCGCGAAAUGCUGUCAACAGGUAUCUCGUGGAUCCUCCUGCUGAUUCCCUUGAGCACAGCCAAUAGAGGUUUCACAAAGUGUAAGGGUGAUCACACUACACUGUCCUGUCUGGACCCAAAGAAUCAUAUCGAGGGCAAAGUGGAGAUAAAUGCACUUUGGAAAAAAGAUUCUGGUGAAAGAGUGAUCUGGAACUACAACGGAGACCGCAAAAAAGGAGACACUUUCAUGAACAGGACAGUAGAGUUGAAUGAAGAUUUAUCCCUUUACAUUGAUGGAUGUGAUCAGUCAGAUCAAGGCAUAUAUAUUCUCUGUAUUGAUGGGAAACCGAGCUGUGAAGUUACGCUAUUUGUCAGAGACUCAAAACAAUGCAAACCAAAAACAUCCUCAGAACAAUCAAUUAGAAGCACUGCAUCUUCUAUGGCAAAACAAGCUACCAGAGAUGAAAAACACCUGCAAACUGAAACCAGUCUGCCUAAUACUUACAUCAGAUGGGUUAUUUAUGCCUGUUUGUGUUUGGCUGUGCUUGUGGUCUUAUUGCUGUUUAUCCGUGUUAUCCAUACAUGCAUCCCAAAAGAGGAAACUAGUAAAAAUGACAAGUCAGGAUCUAAACUGCUCCAUAUAUAUAUAUAGAGUAACUAUGCCGGUGCAUGAUUUUAAAUUUAAUGUGGACACAACAGCAUAUCGUAAGGAUGAACAUCAGAAACGAAACGUUAGACUUUUUUUCAGAUUUAUGUCAGGACGUCACAUUUUCAUAAUUCUUCUGACGUCAGCAAAGAAAAGUUAUGCCCCAAUAUGCCUGAGCUACAUUUGCCCACCCUUUUUUUUGAUAUGGUGCAAAUUUUCUUUCCCUUACAGUUUACGUUUGUAUUGUCUUUGCUUGGGGCCCCCAAGGACCAAUGAUGAAAGCAAAGGCAAUACAACUUCAAACAGUAAGGGAAAGAAAGUUUGCACAAUACCAAACAAAAGGGUGGGCAAAUGUAGUUCAGAAAUGUUGCCAAUAUGCAUCCGCUCUUAUAGAGUAGUUGUUAAAAAAAUUGAAACACUAAAUAUCUGCAUAUGUUUAACUUCACGAAUAAUAUCGUUUCUAACUUUCAAAGAAUUAUUAGACACUGUUCUAGCUCUAAAUAGCAAAGAUCAUCUGGAAUUAAUCUGGGUGGAGGCAUAUCUUUUUCCAUUUACUGGAAACUUAUGGAAUCAAGCUGUUUCAUUACAUAUUUAUAUUGUGAAAAUUGUAGAUAAUAAUGAGUGGCUGCUAUACAGCUUUUUU